AUGCAAGAAAUAUAUUCUGAAGCUCUGAGGGAAUUACAAAGAAAAGAAUUUGUUUUAAGAAAUUCAACUUUAACAAAUCUUUGGAGAAGUCCUAACGUACGCUCUUUAUACAACUUAAUUCUUGCUUUUUUUGUAUUCCUGUACCUGCACAUCGCUAUCUUCUAUUACUUUAAUGUCGAACGGUUAACAAGAGAUUUAGCAUUGGUUUCAUGGUCAUUUGGUCAGUUUCACAUUGUUACUGCCGUAUGGAUUGGCAUCAACUUAUCGAUUGUUUUCUUUUUACAUCCUGUCUUUCGAUUCUGGGCUUCUUCUAGAGCAUUUGCGAAGAAGAAGGGCCUUUAUGAUUUGAUGUUUUGCAUUUUAUUCGUUUUGUAUGAAGCGGCUUUGCUGAUAAUUCCACCAAAAAUAAUCAUAGACUGCAAUAUACCACCCGCAUCAUCUUGCGCGUUAGUAAUGGAACAGUCUAGACUUUUUAUGAAGAGUUAUGCAUUUGUUCGAGAAAACAUUACCAGAGUUUUAAAGUAUAAGCUCCAUGAAGAUGAUGAUGAGGAAUCAAACUCACCUCCUUGUCCAGAAGUAGGAAAACUGAUAUAUUUUUUAUUUGCACCGACAUUAAUUUACAGGGAUAGCUAUCCAAGAACAUCUGGUAUUCGCUGGGGUUUCGUUGCCUGGAAUCUUUUGCAAUCAUUUCUUAUUGUAUUGGGUGACUAUAUUGUCUACAUUUGUUUUUUAGCGAAUAGCUUCAACAAGUCGGGCAUUGAACCCAUACCCAUCACUCAUUUUGUGGGUUUGUUGGCUAUUGCAAUCUUCGCAGGAAGUCCCACGGGGGAGCACCUCGUAAUUGAAAGUGAGAAGCGUUUGGCAUGGUGGUUGGUUCUCGCCACCCUUGUAGGUAUACAAAAUGUUGGGGUGGCUAGUUCCCAUCGAUGA
Argiope bruennichi is the source of this 930-nucleotide messenger RNA. Its product is annotated as sterol O-acyltransferase 1-like. Gene Ontology annotation, cellular component: endoplasmic reticulum membrane. The transcript is spliced from 9 exons. Bases 1 to 930 code for a protein of 309 amino acids. Lineage: Eukaryota; Metazoa; Arthropoda; Arachnida; Araneae; Araneidae. Gene Ontology annotation, biological process: cholesterol metabolic process. The record is from RefSeq and is a predicted model, not a curated record.